AUGUCCACCAAUGACAACACAACAACGACACCUUCAUUUAUAAAAACAAAACCUACAAGCAGACCAAGGUUGGCUAACUUGCCUAUUCAACGACAGAGACAGAAAGAAGAGGAAAAAGAAGAGAGAGAAGCUAUAGAGAUUCAACUUGAUAAAGGUCAGACACACCAUGUUCAGCAAGAGAUCGUGAUUGUCAUUGCUGCUGCCAUUCUACUCAACAUACUGUAUAUACCAAAGUGGCAAAGCAUUGUUUGGCUUAUCACACUCUAUUCAUGGUUCGGCUGGACCGAUCGUUGGACAUUGGUGUAUGCACGCUACACAACACUUUUGCUGCUUUUGACGCAUAAUACAUCUUGGUUAUACAAGCUUAUGCCGCUCACAAGCGCACUAUUAUUCUAUAUUGCCGAACGUAUCUUGAAUGCAGCUCAUCUUGAUCUUGAGCACCAGACACGACAACACGAAUCAAACGUAAAGGAAGCUAUCCGUGACUAUAGUCAGAGACGAGCGGUAUUCUUGGCAGUAACAUCCCAAGAAAUCAAGGAUGCAGCAGUCAUGAUCAUGUCUACACUCGAACAAUUUGCGCCUCCUUCUAUCUUGUCAAAUACAUAUGAACUCUUGAGCGCAUGCUCUAUGGCAGUACCCAUCACGACUAUAUCUGCCAUCAACACAACCGUCAAACAAGCCUGCCAUAUUGGAUCUCAUCUGAAGGUACUAUCAAGCAUGCUGAGCGAACACGUUAAGAGCGAGUCAGUAGAGACAACCGUGAAUGAACCAUUUGAUGUGGGAGAGCUAGUGCAGAACGUAGGCGAUGCAUUAGCAGGAAUGUCUGCCAAAUUGGGUGUUCAUUUUGUGAUUUAUCACAUGGAUAAUGGACUGCAUUAUUCGACAAUCAUAGGAGACGAAGAUGCUACGAGACAUACACUAGUUCAUCUACUUCGUAACAUGCUCGAGGGAUGUACGCCUGGUGCAUGUAUCGAGUUUGGACUUAAUAUCGUUUCGAUUCCUGAUACUCCAAAAGUCCGCGUGACGUUUGAUAUUACACAAAUUGCCUCUCCUGCUAUCCCGCCCGGAAUCUCUUCAGCUGUGCCCUUACUUCCUAAUGCCAACUUUACUGAACAGCUCAUACGCUACAUCGGCGGCAAAUUGACAAUUCAAGAUACUGAUCUCAACAAAGUCCGGAUCCAACUCACGCUCGAUGCCUUCCCGGGCAGUGUAAACGGAGACCAGCGAUUGAUUUUGAUAGAAAAGCCUUCACAGAUUCUGGAAAAGCAACUACAGAACAUUCGAUUCUCCAACGAGCCAACUUUACAAGACUUGACCAAGUUUCUAUCCAAUCUCAAGGGCGUGCGCCUGGUACUCCACGCGCCUGAAAAGAGCGUGUUUGCUCGGCAUUUGACGAGCUAUCUGACGCACUGGAAUACAGACAUAAGCCAUAUGCCUGUGACGCAAACUACAACGCCAGCCACGAUGCAAGGAAUGAAUGAAUCCAUCACGUCGCCAACCCAACGGUCGUCCAAUAACAAGGUACCAUCGCCUGCUAUCGAAGAAGACCAUAUCCAUUCAAUCCCGCCUGCAUUUAUCCUGAUCGACGAUGAUAUCAUGAUUCUUGAACAUAAACUAAAAGAAUGUCGUGAUCCGCUACCUGCUCAAAGGAUCCGGCCAAGAAAACCCAAGUCGAGAGCGAGCGAUGUGCUCUUUCAGGGAUCAACCAUUGCCAUCAUCUAUUUCACGUCACUUUCAAACUAUAAACGAGUGCGAGAUACGAUUCAGUGGUUCUCGACAAUGACUCAUUCACCCUAUAUGCCACGUGUGGUCGUAGUGCCCAAGCCAGCUGGACCCCGUCGAUUUCUGACGGCGCUACACACCGCAUGGAUCAAUGCUAUUGUCGAGCCACACUUUAUUCCUAUUGCCACAUCACCACUCAGUCCUUUUGUGGCCCCUCAUACGACCAUGUCUCCAGGGAUUCAGACGGAUGGAAGUUCGAGCACAGGGUCAUUUGUCACUCCGGGAGGUUUUAUGACCCCUCACGAUAGACUUUCACCUGGACGUAAUAAGUUAAGAUUACACUCUCCUAACUAUAUCGAUCACCUUGACAAAGGAACUUAUUUUACUCCCAGAGGAAGCGGCAACAAAGAAAACACUUCUCCUCUUGGGCAAGUCGUGACCAGUCCAAAAGACUCUCAACAUCAACAUCAACAGCAACAACAACAGCAGCAACAACAGCAACAACAGGAUCAACAACAACAACAGCAGCAGCAGCAACAGCAACAGCAACAGCAGGUCAAGAAAAGAAUUCGCUCUGUUAGUAACGCAAGGCUGGGUUUAUUAGAAAACAUUCAAUCACCAUCAAAAGAGAAUACGGACGUACAGCAAGAACAAAGACAGGAACAACCUAAAGAAGAAACAAAACGAAAACCCAAGAUGAACUUUAAUAUUAGCAAUCGUAAACGAAAAGAAAAGAACGCGACAGUCAGAACGAGCCCUCCAAUUACGGUGCUUAUUGUAGAAGAUAAUAUGAUUAAUCAAGCUAUCUUAUCAACGUGGAUGAAGAAACAUGGUAUAAAGUUCUCAGUCGCAUCAGAUGGAAAGGAGGCAGUCGAGAAAUGGAGAGGAGGAGGAUUUCAUCUGAUUCUGAUGGAUAUUCAAUUGCCUGUUAUGGAUGGUAUCCAAGCAACCAAGAUGAUUCGAGGCAUCGAAAAAGAACAAAAGAUUGGUGUGUUACCAUCAUUGAACACAGAAUUUCAAUCACCUGUUAUUAUUGUUGCCUUGACUGCUUCAUCUUUGGAGUCAGAUCGACAAGCAGCCCUGGCAGCAGGGUGUAAUGAUUUCCUGACGAAACCCGUGAGUUUAGAAUGGUUAGAAAAGAAAAUUACUGAAUGGGGUUGCAUGCAAGCGCUGAUUGAUAUUGAGGGAUGGAAAAAAUGGAGAAAGAAUAAAAAAUUAGAUGAUAUAAAGACGACACAUACAACAGAAGAAAAGGAGAAGAAAGAAUGGAUACUUCAGGAAAGAACGAAAGAACUGCACAAGGACACAGCAAAGGCUAUUCUCUUGCUGGGCACCAAUAAAUCAGAAGAACAGCAAACUUUACGUCAACAAUUGGAAACAAGAAAACAAAAUUUAACUUGUCACAUUGAACAAUAA
This is a messenger RNA of Rhizopus microsporus ATCC 52813, 3138 nucleotides long. RefSeq lists its product as uncharacterized. The coding region runs from base 1 to 3138 and encodes 1045 amino acids. The record is from RefSeq and is a predicted model, not a curated record. The transcript is spliced from 4 exons. Gene Ontology annotation, biological process: phosphorelay signal transduction system. NCBI's taxonomy places the organism in Eukaryota, Fungi, Mucoromycota, Mucoromycetes, Mucorales, Rhizopodaceae.